AGAACGCAAAAGCCACCACGAUUUCGAGUAGAGAGGUAGCUUCUUGUAGUUGGCUUUGAAGCAUUAGCAUUUCUCUUCAGUAACGAAAUAUGGCUCGGGGCGGUGGUCUCGGCGCGGCCGCGCGCAAUGCCAUAUUCGCCAUUUUGGCGUAUUUGGCCAAGUUGCGAACGGAAAUUUUGGACUUUCUUCGGUCGGGGCGGAUGGCCUAUUUGAUUCUGCUCGGGAUGGCGUUGAUAUUCAUUGGCUUCUUGUGUUUCAUAUCAAAUGCAAAAAUGUCUGGGUCUGGAAACUUGUGAUGCUGGGUGGCGUAUCAUGAGGAGGCCACAAGCGCUGGCUCAGCAUGGCAAGUUUCUGAGCUUCUAGGUGUUGCCUACUCUGCAUGAUAGACUGCGUUUCUGCAUGACAGAAAAGUGGGGCUCUUGGGUAACGUGCAUGACAGAUUUGAGAGUCAUGCGAGACAAGCAUGACAAAGAUGCACUCUUCCAGACCCAGACAUUUUCAUUUUUGCAUUUGAUAUUUCAUUGCCAGUUUCAACAGCGAGGACUCCCGACGUGCGGAGCCGGGAAUGAUCAACGGUUUGGUAGCGGCAUUUUCCUCCAAGCAGUUUCAAUCCGCUUCGUUUCUCUUCAUGGGCGGCAUUGCAGUGAUGGCAGUUACCAGCUUGCCCGUGAUUGAAGUGGUCUUCUGACGGGGCGAAUAAAUGUUCGCAGCGGGGCUCGGCGCGCGGACGCGGAGACGUGGGGGAUCAUGGUCGUUGGGACCUUUGUGAUUCCGAAAUUGCAGCGCACAGACACCAUACAAGCAGGAGGCGGCGGAUCAAUCUUGCCUGGUAAAACCCGACUCUCGAGCUGAACGGUGCAGGAUGGCGGUACAAGUGGUGACUGCUAGUGGCCCGGCUUCAUGUGACGAGGCAGAGUGUAACAAGCAGUACGGAGUAGAAGCCACGUACAGGAGGUGGCCGAUUGCCGCUGGGCUGGACGGGUGUUCUUGUAAAACUACGAACGAAUGAAAUGACGAAAUCAGUGGGAGGAGCGAGAAGUGGCAUGCACAGUCAAUUCGGGAUCGGUGAUGGUGAGCCCGGAGACAAUUUUCUGCUACGGGAAGGAGAUGAAACAAGAAUGAGAAUGAUUAAGUGGGACCCUGUACGAAAGAAAGAAUGCGAAUGCCGUUCUGACCAGCGAUAAAACUCGCGCUACUCUCUAUUUACAUACUAUUUUGGUUGCCGUUGUUAUCAAUCGAACGCUAGCGCUAGCAGCAACCGGCAUACUAGGGAGACAGGCCCAGGCGGCAAAGAGCUUGAAAAUUUGAUCGUUUUGUGAAACUUGAGAAAGAUUGUGAUUCGUCAUGAUAGAUAAAGUAUUGCCGCCCUGCGCUCGAGGCUGAGGCUUCAACAGAACGUUUCUGACGGACGCGAGGAUGUUGA
Amoebophrya sp. A120 is the source of this 1423-nucleotide messenger RNA. Lineage: Eukaryota; Dinophyceae; Syndiniales; Amoebophryaceae. The record is from the annotation of a GenBank genome assembly.